GUUCCGACCCCCGGAUCUCCGGCUUCCGGCAACUCCAAGGGACCGGAACCUACGCGGAGCUUCUGAGGCCGGAGCCUUCCCGGGACCGGCUGGACGCCGAGCCCCCCGAGAUGAGAAUACUGAGACCCCGAGGAGCCCAAAGUCAUACAGCGAGAAGCAGCAGAAUCAGGAAUGAAACCCAGACCUCUGCGAAUUUGCUUCCUAAUAAUUGGGAGAAGACCCACUGGCUGAAUGGCAGCUGUAGAUGACUUGCAGUUUGAAGAAUUUGGUGAUGUAGCCAUUUCUUUAGCAGCAAACACAGAUGCCACCACAAUAAGCAUUGAAGAUCCUAGUGAAACCCCCAAACAUCAGCGAGGACCCCCAAGAGCCUCAGGGAGAGAAGAGGACGAUGAGUUGCUGGGAAAUGACUCUGACAAAACUGAGUUACUUGCUGGACAGAAGAAAAGCUCCCCGUUCUGGACAUUUGAAUACUAUCAAACAUUCUUUGAUGUAGACACUUACCAGGUCUUUGACAGAAUCAAAGGGUCUCUUUUGCCAAUACCAGGAAAAAACUUUGUGAGGUUAUAUAUCCGCAGCAAUCCAGACCUCUAUGGCCCCUUUUGGAUAUGUGCCACAUUGGUCUUUGCCAUAGCAAUUAGUGGGAAUCUUUCCAACUUCUUAAUCCAUCUGGGAGAGAAGACAUACCAUUAUGUACCCGAAUUCCGAAAAGUGUCCAUAGCAGCCACCGUCAUCUAUGCCUAUGCCUGGCUGGUUCCUCUCGCACUCUGGGGUUUCCUCCUGUGGAGAAACAGCCGAGUUAUGAACAUCGUUUCCUAUUCGUUUUUGGAGAUUGUGUGCGUUUAUGGAUAUUCACUCUUCAUUUAUAUCCCCACAGCAAUACUGUGGAUUAUUCCCCAGAAAGCUGUUCGUUGGAUUCUAGUCCUAAUGGCCCUGGGCAUCUCAGGCUCUGUCUUGGCAAUGACAUUUUGGCCAGCCGUCCGUGAGGAUAAUCGGCGCAUCGCGUUGGCCACAAUUGUGACAAUCGUGGUGCUUCACAUGCUGCUUUCUGUGGGCUGCUUGGCAUACUUUUUCGAUGCACCAGAGAUGGACCAUCUCCUAACAGCUACAGUUGUUCCAAACCAAACAGUUGCAGCAGCCAAGUCUAGCUAACGAGGAAAUCCUCUUUUGUGUUUUUUGGAGUGUGGUUCUUUUGGACACCAAAGCCAGCAGGAAAACUGAUGGAACGGCACCAACCGCUAACAUCUGGAUGGUGCUGCAUGGAAACCUCAUCACCUAUUUAACAAAUGAAAAUUAAAUGUUGUUCAGCA
Molecule: messenger RNA, 1307 nt
Organism: Rhinolophus ferrumequinum (greater horseshoe bat)
Lineage: Eukaryota; Metazoa; Chordata; Mammalia; Chiroptera; Rhinolophidae
Gene: YIPF1
Product: Yip1 domain family member 1
Exons: 11
Coding region: 232-1149 (305 amino acids)
Biological process (GO): vesicle-mediated transport
Cellular component (GO): Golgi apparatus; membrane
Molecular function (GO): small GTPase binding
Source: RefSeq, a predicted model, not a curated record